Dermacentor andersoni is the source of this 722-nucleotide messenger RNA. Lineage: Eukaryota; Metazoa; Arthropoda; Arachnida; Ixodida; Ixodidae. The record is from RefSeq and is a predicted model, not a curated record.
GAAUGGCCCUUGAAAAGAGCAGAAAGCUACGUACGGCGUCGUGAGAAUCGCAAAAUUUAUAGACCAGAACACGCUAGCCUCGCACCCAGGCUAAUCGAACGCAUACUCUCGCACCCGGAUUGCCCGGUCGACCAGCGCCAUUUUGUUCUGGGCUGCCAAAGCGUGUUCGCCGGCGACCAGCAGACAUGGCUAGCGCUAGCUCUAGGACUCCAAAGUGCGGAAAUGUGCCCGUUCACGCGAAUCCAAAGUACAAGAAGUCAUCUGGGCAUCGUUGCGUCGUGUUUGGAUGCCAAAAUAACCAGCGGAAAAGGAGCAGGUUGCUUAGCGCUGUUUGCGAAGAGCACAAUACACGUAGGGAAUCGUGCCGGUGCGGUGUUUUCAGCCUGCACCGAUUUCCAACCGCAACGAAGAAUGACAAGCUGCGCCACCGGUGGAUAGCUGCAGUGAAUAGGAAGAACUACCAACCCAGUGAAAAUGCACGAGUUUGCUCCGAGCACUUUCUGGACAAGCCCACAGAGCAGAAUCCCGCGCCGGUGCUUCGCCUUGGCUAUAACAAGAAGGUGGUGAAGGGCAGGCAUCUGCUAAUCAGGCAGUCAAACGACCUCGCCAGUUGGUUGCCAAACGCGGCCAAAGCAGUAGUGACCAUGACAAACAAGACCAAACUGAAAGUGCAGAGGACAAUGUUCUGCGUGCUUUAAUAAAAUGUGGCACCAACACAGUGC